UUGAAAGAACAUUUUUUUUUUUCUUCUUUUCCUUUUUUUUCCCCCUCAUUUGAACCAUUCCACCAAAUGUGUAUUGUGUCAGAGGGGGUAUUUCAUUUUCCUUGUUCUUGAAUCCUCCCUCUCCUCCUAUUUUCCUCUUCCUAUCCUCAUAUUUAUCCCAUUUUAUAUUUGACUAUUUGCCUUUUUUCCACUUUCUCUUUUUGGGGUCCCUCUUUGUUGCUGUAUUCUUUUAAGGUUGUGUGUGAAUAUUGAUAUAAUAUCUAUAUGCUAAUAAUCUACAUUUUAUAUAGUUUCUUUCUUUGAAUUCUUGGAUAUCCAUUUGUGAGAAAGCUCUUUUUUUUUUUAAUUUGAAUUAUAAUUUUCAGUUUUUGCAAUUUAAUGCUAUAAAAAAAUUUCUUUUUUUUUUUUUUUUUUUUUUAUUCUUGGAUAUCCAUUUGUAAAAAAAGCUCAAUUUUUGCAUUUUAAUGCUAAAAAAAUGGAUUUUCUUUGAAUUCUUGAAUAUCCAUUUGUAAAAAGCUCAGUUUUUACUAUUUGAUGCCAAAAGAGCCUUUCUUUGAAUUCUUGGACACCCAUUGGUAAAAAAAGUUAAAAGUUUUUGCAAUUUAAUGCCAAAAGAAUUGGCCUUCCUUUGAAUUCUUGGAUUCCCAAGUUCAGUUUUUGCAAUUUAAUGCUAAAAAAUAUGGCCUUUCUGUGAAUUCUUGGACACCCAUUGGCAAAAAGAUUCAUUUUUUAUACUUUGUUUGACAAUUUCUUUGGUGUAAAAUCCACAAAAUGUAUGGAACUCAUAGCAAGAGAGACAUGGAUAUUGAGUAUCAAUCUCAAGUUCCAAUUUUGAGACCAAGUAUACAUGCUAGAAGGGCAAAAAUAACUGUAAAAUUUCAAGAUCUAUAUGGAUUUACAGUUGAAGGGAAUGUUGAUGAUGUUAAUGUAUUGAAUGAGGUUAGGGAAAAAGUUAGGGAGAAAGGGAAAGUUUGGUGGGCAUUAGAAGCUAGUAAAGGUGCAAAUUGGUAUUUACAAACUCAUGUUAGCUCAACACUAAAAACAUCCUUGAAAUUUUCAGCUUUGGUGAAUGCAAUUACUCUCAAGAAACUUAUUAGGAAAGGGAUUCCACCUGUUUUGAGACCUAAGAUAUGGUUUUCACUAUCAGGAGCUGCUAAGAAGAAAUCGACCGCACCGGAUAGUUAUUAUGAGGAUUUAACUAAGGCUGUACAGGAUAAAGUCACACCUGCUACCAAACAGAUUGAUCAUGACCUCCCACGAACCUUUCCUGGUCAUCCCUGGUUGGACACUGCUGAGGGUCAUGCUGCCCUUAGACGGGUCCUUGUUGCCUAUUCAUUCCGUGAUUCUGAUGUUGGCUACUGCCAGGGAUUAAAUUAUGUUGCAGCACUAUUAUUGCUGGUGAUGAAAACUGAAGAAGAGGCGUUCUGGAUGAUUGCUGUCCUUCUAGAGAAUGUGUUGGUCAGUGACUGUUAUAAUAAGAACUUAUCUGGAUGUCAUGUUGAGCAAAGAGUGUUCAAGGAUCUUAUUAACCAAGAAAUGUCCAAGUACAGGAUAGUCGCUCAUUUGGAUGCACUGGAGUUCGAUGUUUCUCUUGUUUGCACCGAGUGGUUUCUCUGCCUUUUCGCCAAAAGCUUGCCUUCUGAGACAACCUUGCGAGUCUGGGAUGUCCUUUUCAAUGAAGGUGCAAAUCUUCUAUUUCAUGUGGCAAUGGCAAUUUUUAAGAUGAACGAAGAAGAGUUGCUGACCGUGCAUCAUGUUGGCGAUGUAAUUCAUAUAAUCCAGAGAUGCACACAUCAACUUUUUGAUCCUGAUGACUUGUUGACGGUUGCCUUUGAUCAAAUUGGAUUUAUGACAACCACUACUAUAUCAAGACAGAGAAAAAAGCAGGAACCGGCAGUCAUGGCAGAGCUCGAUCAGAGACUAAGGCGGUUAAAUUCCAUAAAAGCGGACGAUGAACAAUAGUUUUUAUGAUGGAAACUUAGUAGUUGUAGUAUAUAUAUAUGCAUACACAUAUGUAUCUCUGUAAGGGCAUGCUGCCCUUUUAGGAAAUCAACUUUUUUGCUCAUAAAGCAAUGAGCUAGACAGCAGCUUGAGAGUCCUCUUGUGUUUAUUUAUGUUGUAGAUCUUCAAAAGUGUAAAUUUUGAACUGUUGUAUGCUAAUCCUAUAUUCUUUCCCCUUGUUUACUUAAUUCAGUUUUGCAUACUUUCAGGAAUGAAA
Messenger RNA from Capsicum annuum, 2218 nucleotides. Its product is annotated as growth hormone-regulated TBC protein 1. The transcript has 7 exons. NCBI's taxonomy places the organism in Eukaryota, Viridiplantae, Streptophyta, Magnoliopsida, Solanales, Solanaceae. The record is from RefSeq and is a predicted model, not a curated record. The coding region runs from base 772 to 1962 and encodes 396 amino acids.